AUUCUUAGCUUGUAUAUUUUUCACAAUUUUGGGUGCAGUCGUAGAUCGGUUGAGAAUUGUCACGAACUAAUGCCCCCAACACAGAGUGGAGUGAAGCUGAAUGUAUCAUGCAUUGCACUUGACUCCUCCUCACGGGGGGAUAUGUUAUGUAUUGUAUCUGUCCUUCAAGAUUUCUUAAAUAAUCAUAUUCAAAUAGGAUUGAUAGAGUAGGAAUCCAAUUCUUACCUAUUGAUUUACAUGCUACCAAAUAGAAAAAUACACAUUAACUACCUGUCUGUUUGUAUACAAGACGAUCCUAUAUAUGGCAGUCUCCGUCUAAUUUUCUGAAUCCAAUCAUCUCAAUUCACCUUUCCGAAAAUGCCGUUAGAAGUUCAUGGAAUCAAGUCCAGCGAUGUUCACGCUAAAAUCCGACUGCUUAUUGAUGGGUUAGUGAACAUCAAAGACGCGACGGGCGAGUUUCUUAUGACAUUGGAAGAUGGGAGAGUAAUCGAUACCAAGGGAUGGAACGAUUGGGAAUGGACUCACGGAAUCGGCCUCAAUGGAGUAUGGGCAUACUACUCGCUAACUGGCGAGGAGAAAUACCUCAAAAUCAUUGAGGAUUGGUUCGCUAACCGAUUUGCUGCCGGCGGCACCACCAAGAACAUCAACACAAUGGCCGUGUUCCUAACGCUAGCCUACGUGUAUGAGAAGACAAAAAAUGAGACAUAUCUUCCUUGGCUAGAUAGCUGGGCCGAGUGGGCAUACCACGACUUGGAGAGGACGAAAUAUGGCGGCAUGCAGCACAUUACAUACUUAGAGGAAAACAACCAACAGUUAUGGGAUGACACGCUCAUGAUGACCGUCCUGCCCCUAGCCAAAAUUGGAAAGGUGCUUAACAGACCGCAUUACAUCCAGGAAGCGAAACGGCAAUUCUUAAUUCACAUCAAAUACUUGUUCGAUACCAAGACAGGUCUAUUCUUUCACGGCUGGACGUUCCAUGAAGGAGGCCACAAUUUCGCAAACGCCCUAUGGGCGAGAGGGAACGCGUGGCUAACGAUUGUGAUUCCCGAAUUCUUAGAAUUGCUAGACCUUCCCGAACAUGACCCAAUUAGGGAUCACCUCUUGGAUACACUCAAUGCGCAGUGCGAGGCACUGAAGCCAUUACAGGCACCCUCCGGCUUAUGGCGCACGCUUUUGGAUCAUCCAGAGGAAGAAGGGUCGUAUGUUGAAUCGAGCGCGACGGCGGGCUUUGCGUUCGGAAUUCUCAAGGCUCAGAGAAAGAAGUAUAUCGGGAAGGAAUACGAAGCUACUGCAUUGAAGGCAAUACGUGCAGUGCUAGAUAAUGUUGACGCCAACGGUGAACUUCAAAACACAUCGUAUGGCACGGGGAUGGGCCAUAGUUUACAACAUUACAAAGAUAUUCCCAUCACAAGCAUGCCGUAUGGGCAGGCUAUGGCUAUAAUAUCUCUGGUGGAGUUUUCAAGGGUGUUCAUAUAGGCUACCUAGGUAUCUAGUAGACAGGUAGAGGGUUGAAUUGCUUCAUCUAAGGUG
This is a messenger RNA of Hypoxylon fragiforme, 1530 nucleotides long. RefSeq names its product glycoside hydrolase family 105 protein. The coding region runs from base 358 to 1476 and encodes 372 amino acids. NCBI's taxonomy places the organism in Eukaryota, Fungi, Ascomycota, Sordariomycetes, Xylariales, Hypoxylaceae. The record is from RefSeq and is a predicted model, not a curated record. Gene Ontology annotation, biological process: carbohydrate metabolic process. The transcript has a single exon.